Messenger RNA from Octopus bimaculoides (California two-spot octopus), 751 nucleotides. RefSeq lists its product as uncharacterized. The record is from RefSeq and is a predicted model, not a curated record. Lineage: Eukaryota; Metazoa; Mollusca; Cephalopoda; Octopoda; Octopodidae.
GUUAGAUUUUGUAUUUAUCAUUUUCUUCUUCUCGUUGCAGUUGCUCCUGUGGAUUGCCGUGAUCACGUGCUGUUGUAACGUCCGGGGAGGGGAAUCCGUCACCAUUGUAGGCCACCUGUUCAUCGCUUCGUUCAAAGCUCCUCGGGCACGGAGUGCCGUGUUCGUGACGAACGACUCGCUCGUGGACGCCAGCGAAUCGAAGCCGGUGUCCAACACCACGUGCAAGACCAUCGUGCGGCGGUCUUAUAACGAGGCGCGGUACCCGAAAGUCGUUUACCACGUCCAGUGUGAUUUUAAUAGAAGUUCGCAGGAUGAGUGCGACCAAUCGACCAAAAAUGUGCAUAUGCUGUUCAAGAAGAACUGUGAGAAGAACAUUUGCUCCUACGAUGUUGAAGUAAACCCUAUACAGACGGCUUGUGUUAAAAAACGGAGCGCAGACGAAAGACAAAAAGAAGGGAAAAUAGUUAAAUUCUCAAGAGAUGUUUUGUUAUUCUUCAACAAGAAAGCAAAAGAUGAUGGCUUGGAACCAACCGGUGAAGACGAAGCGAAUAGGUUCGCCGAAUGCCAAUGGGAUUGGGUUCGGCACGUCGACGAUAACCGCUUCCCGCGGGUCUUCGAAAGAGCCGUCUGCAAAGACAACGAACGCUGCAAACCUGUAUUCAAGGAGAUCGUCAUGUUUGUUAAACGCCCUGAACAUGGUUGUAUUGGAGAAUAUUGCAAUUACGAACCACAUAUCUACAAUGAACCGGUG